AUGUCGUCGCGCUAUCCAGAUGAUCCAGACUACCGCCGCGGUGAGCCUCGUCACACCUCCAGAAGAGAACCUCGCGAGCGUGACCACCGGGAACGUCUUGAACCUACAAGAGAAAGGAGAGUACCAGAAGGCCGUAUGGACCGAGAUACCCGUAUGAGUGAUGCCAUGGACACCCGAAUGGAUACCCGUUUGGACACCCGGAUUGAUCCCCGCUUGGACUCCAGGAUGGACGCCCGUAUGGCUGAGCAACGGCCCAAUACAACCUCUCGUAUUGACCCGCGACCUGAUCGUGUUGAUCCCGAGGUCAUCUUGAUGCGUGAUGCGAAUACAGGAGAAAUCUACCGGGAAGUGAGGAACGCGCCCGCAAGAUCCCCCUUUGCACGCGAGGAGCGUGACUACGACGCCCCGUCCAGAAGUCGGGCCACAAUGGAAGUACCUGUCAGCAGGGACCGUGAUUCCAUAAGGCCCGAGUACACCGAGUACUUUUGCCCAGGGGAAGGUAUCGAAAGAGAAGUCAUCCAACAUGAAAUAUGCAAAUAUCUUGGUCAGGACGCCACUUGCCGCCCAGGCCGGAACAAUGAAGUAUGCUGCACCGGUGGAUGCCCAUGGCAAUGGAGCACUCUCUUCGGGAGGAGACUGUCAGAUGGCAGCGCGAACGAGAACGGAGGGCCAGGCAGGGCCGUUCGCAAGGUUCCUAUGCCGACAUGCAAGCCCGACAAGAAAGCCAACGAAGAUAUCCUGGAGAAAUGGAACUUGACGACGAGGACUAUGGACGCCCCCUUCCAAGGCAUCGUGAACUUGAACCCCGUCCGGUGGCCAGCGGUCGUGUUGCUAUUCCCGUUACUUCUGCCUACCCGCCAGACCCUGGCUAUCCUGCGCAGUAUACCAUUUCUUCAGGCCAAGCAAUAUAUCCUCCAGGCCAGUCCAAUUAUCAUGGAUCUGAUAGGGAGCCUAGGACUUUUCCCGGUGGAAACGCGACACCGCCAUCAAUCAGCCGAGCCGCGCAGGUGGCUGGAGGCUAUGGACAGCCACCCUAUCCUACCCGGACAGGACCACCCGUCUCCUCAUCAAUACUAUCUGGUUCCUAUGACCCAAGGAGAGACGUGA
Capronia epimyces CBS 606.96 is the source of this 1107-nucleotide messenger RNA. RefSeq lists its product as uncharacterized. The record is from RefSeq and is a predicted model, not a curated record. The transcript is spliced from 3 exons. Bases 1 to 1107 code for a protein of 368 amino acids. NCBI's taxonomy places the organism in Eukaryota, Fungi, Ascomycota, Eurotiomycetes, Chaetothyriales, Herpotrichiellaceae.